Molecule: messenger RNA, 1388 nt
Organism: Cajanus cajan (pigeon pea)
Lineage: Eukaryota; Viridiplantae; Streptophyta; Magnoliopsida; Fabales; Fabaceae
Product: Pleckstrin homology (PH) domain superfamily protein
Biological process (GO): intracellular transport
Source: RefSeq, a predicted model, not a curated record
CCCUUUUCUGAAAAGGAGGCUUUCCGUUCCGUCCAAUUUCACUGUCUCCUUCACACUAUUCAUUUUCUGCUUAUGCGUUUGCAUAACCGCUGAUUGCCACAAAACCCUAUUUCCCCAAAUCGAUGAUGAAAGGUACGAAGCGUUUGGCUGUGUCGGAACCCAACCAGGCCGAUACCAACGAAACGCCGUUCCGGAAUAAAAGAAUAAUGGAAGGAUCCUUCUUUGAUGUCCAUAGGGCUGAACCAUCCCAACAACCAAAGGUGGCAGCAGCAGCACCACCGUUGGAUAUGAAACGGGCAGAGUCAUCACAGCAGCAUGUGAGAGCUUUAAAUACCCAGUUUGCAAGUUGGGUUCAAACACAACUAAAGAAUCAUCCUGAUGAGCUUUGGGAUGAUGGUGUCAGAGAUUACUUAGAUCAUGCUUCAAGCAUUAUGGAAAAGUUUAGUGAUGUUGUCAAUUGGCUCAAAGCAAAUGCCACCCAGACAGAAAAUUCAUCUGCUGAUGCUGGUGCUACUUUUUCUGGGAAAAAACUCUUGCCUGAAGCAAUAAACAAAGAAAAUAAGCCUUUUGAAGAAAAAGCUGGGUCUACUCCUGCUAGUACUGCCACAAAUUUUGCUAGUUCUUGGAGCCCUGGGUUAUUUUCAAACAGCCAAAACAUUUUUGCAUUUGGAAAUCAAAGUUCAGCUCCCUCUAACAACAAUGCUUCAGAUGAUGUAGAUGGUGAAAAUGAAUUAGAGCAACCUAGCAGCCCAUCAGUUAAGAAGUCAGAAGAGAAAGGUGUAGUUGUUGUACAUGAAGUAAAGUGCAAACUUUAUGUGAAGUCAAGUGAUCCAGCAGAUAAAGAUGUAUGGAAAGAUAAAGGAAUGGGCAAACUGUCUAUUAAAUGCAAAGAGGGUGUUAGCAAGGCUACCAAAGAGUCCAAACCUACAAUUGUUGUUCGAAACGAGGUAGGAAAAAUUCUUCUCAAUGCCUUGUUGUAUCCGGGAAUCAAGACAAAUCUGCAGAAGAACUCUCUUGUUGCAAUAUUCCAUACUUCGGGUAAUGCUGACGGAAGUGGAGAUAACGAUAGUGUUGUUGCACGUACAUUCUUGAUCCGGAUGAAAACAGAAGAUGAUCGAAAUAAACUUGCUUCAACCAUCCAAGAAUAUGCUCCAGUUUCUUGAGUACAAGAGUCAUGAUUAUUAUGCCACCUUGAUCCAUUUAAAGUAAUCGGAUACUGGAUCCACCUUCAAUUUUUUUUGCUUUAAUGUGUCAUCUGUUAGAUUGUGUUUCCAAACCCCUUGUGUUUGGAGGCUGUUGCUUAUGUACCAUAUCAUAUGAGAAGAAUGUAGUUGACUUUGUUCGGAUAAAAUACCUUAGCUUUAAUGCAAUUAUUUUUUAAAGGUGAA